Ogataea philodendri is the source of this 816-nucleotide messenger RNA. RefSeq lists its product as uncharacterized. The transcript has a single exon. The record is from RefSeq and is a predicted model, not a curated record. Gene Ontology annotation, cellular component: nucleolus. Bases 1 to 816 code for a protein of 271 amino acids. Lineage: Eukaryota; Fungi; Ascomycota; Pichiomycetes; Pichiales; Pichiaceae. Gene Ontology annotation, biological process: rRNA (guanine-N7)-methylation. Gene Ontology annotation, molecular function: rRNA (guanine) methyltransferase activity.
AUGUCUCGUCCAGAACAGAUCGCUCCUCCGGAGAUUUUUUACAACGAUGACGAGUCCCAGAAGUACACAACCUCCACCAGAGUGCAGCAUAUUCAGGCUCAGAUGACCUUCAGGGCUCUGGAGCUGCUUAAUUUGGAGCCAAAUAAAACUCACUUCUUGCUAGACGUUGGAUGCGGAUCUGGCUUAUCGGGAGAAAUCUUGACCGAGGAAAACCAAAUAUGGGUUGGAAUGGAUAUUGCUCCAAGUAUGUUGGCCACUGCACUGGAUAGAGAGGUCGACGGAGACCUGUUUUUGAGCGAUAUGGGUACGGGAGUGCCGUUUAGAGCAGGAACUUUUGACGCAGCUAUUUCUAUUUCUGCAAUCCAGUGGCUGUGUAACGCCGACAGCACUCUCAACGAACCAAAAGCUCGUCUGGCAAGAUUCUUCAACACGCUCUAUGCUGCCCUGAAAAGAGGCGGCAAGUUUGUGGGACAGUUCUAUCCUGCAAACGAGAACCAAAUCAUACAAAUUACAGGAGCAGCCAAAGUGGCCGGAUUCCAAUGCGGUGUCGUCGUGGAUGACCCAGAGUCCAAGAAAAAGAAGAAGCAUUACCUCGUGCUACAAGCAGGAUACAACGAACGACCACUGAACCUUGGUAGCAUGGACAUUGAAUCUGCCGUUCCAAAGAAAGAAAAGAAGAUGAGCAAGAAAAUGAUGAGAGCUCUUGAGACAAAGAAGGACUACAUCCAAAGAAAGAAAGAGCUGAUGAAGAAACGAGGCAAGACGGUUGCCCAGGACUCCAAAUUCACGGGAAGAAGACGGAAGCCUCGUUUCUAG